Messenger RNA from Didymosphaeria variabile, 663 nucleotides. RefSeq names its product DL-glycerol-3-phosphatase (gene GPP1). Gene Ontology annotation, molecular function: sugar-phosphatase activity; beta-phosphoglucomutase activity. NCBI's taxonomy places the organism in Eukaryota, Fungi, Ascomycota, Dothideomycetes, Pleosporales, Didymosphaeriaceae. The record is from RefSeq and is a predicted model, not a curated record. The transcript has 2 exons. The coding region runs from base 1 to 663 and encodes 220 amino acids.
AUGGACUGCAGAAUUGGAAAAGAGAUAGGCGUGGAUCCAGAGGUCAUACUUGCAACAUCGCACGGCCGAAGAUCGAUCGACGUACUCAAGAUAUACGAACCUAAACUAGCAAACUGGGAUUGUACGUAUCCCACGUGGCGUUCCCACAUGGCAGCUAAUCAACUUAUAGACAUUGGCAAGAAGGAAGGGCAAAUACCACGAGAAUUUGGCGCCGACGCAGUCGAGAUCCCUGGCUCCCGCGCUUUUCUAGAAGAACUCGAGAAGCAAUCCAUCCCUUGGGCUAUCGUUACAUCGGGCACGCGACCUUUGGUCACCGGCUGGCUGGACGUCCUGAAACUAGCACAUCCUAAAAACCUCGUCACCGCCGAAGACGUCGACAAUGGCAAACCUGACCCCGCUUGCUACCUCUUAGGAUGCAAAAAGCUCACCCUCUCAAAGGAACAACCUUCCAUCAUUGUUUUCGAAGACGCACCCGCUGGAAUAAAAUCAGGAAAGGCCGCAGGCUACACGGUCGUGGCGUUAUACACAACUCACACACUAGAUCAACUGAAGGAAGCUGGCGCAGAUUUCAUCGUUCAAGAUAUGCGUUCAGUCUUACUCAAGUCCUGGAACAAGGUCACCUGUGAAGCACAGCUUGAGAUUGUCGACGCUCUUGUGUGGUAA